Molecule: messenger RNA, 3380 nt
Organism: Suhomyces tanzawaensis NRRL Y-17324
Lineage: Eukaryota; Fungi; Ascomycota; Pichiomycetes; Serinales; Debaryomycetaceae
Gene: MIS11
Product: trifunctional formate-tetrahydrofolate ligase/methenyltetrahydrofolate cyclohydrolase/methylenetetrahydrofolate dehydrogenase
Exons: 1
Coding region: 470-3301 (943 amino acids)
Biological process (GO): tetrahydrofolate interconversion
Cellular component (GO): cytosol
Molecular function (GO): ATP binding; formate-tetrahydrofolate ligase activity; methenyltetrahydrofolate cyclohydrolase activity
Source: RefSeq, a predicted model, not a curated record
ACCUUUCAUUUCGUCAAAUUUAUCUACUUCUACGUAUUGUCGAAGAGGGAUGCUUCCCCGAGUAGUGAAGUUAGGAUGUUUCAUCCCACCUGCUGUAGUUCAGAAAUAUUUGCCCAACCUCUGAAAACUCCCGUUUAUCGCGAUAAAGCGCCGUUUUCGGCACGGCUACUGGCACCUAAACUCCGGAGUUAUCGGGCCCUCCACCAUGCUCUAUCCACGCUGAUACCAUCACUACCACCACCACCACCACCACGCCCCCUCCUCCAGUAAGCACCGCCGUCUCUACCAGCCCCGUGCUCUCGUCCCAUCCCAUCUCUAACCACCCCAGUCGUAACCACGCACGUGAGAUCACCGCGUUUUCCCGACUCAUUUUUUAUCACCUGGCGGCACCGAGUCAAACAAAUUUCACUAUAAAGCUGGAGUAAUUCGCAGCACUUUAUUCCCACCAAAACAUCUACAGUAAUCCGCAAUGAUUAUCGAUGGCAAGGCUAUUGCCUUAGACGUUAGGACCAAGAUCCAUGAGGAAAUCCGUGCCAUCCAGGCCAAAUCUGCCGACUUCAAGCCCAGCUUGACCAUCAUCCAGGUAGGCGCCAGAGCCGACUCCACCACCUACGUCAAGAUGAAGUUGAAGGCUGCCGAGGAAGCUGCCAUUGCAUGCAACAUCAUCAACUUGCCAGAGUCUGCUACUGAAUUUGAGUUGUUGAACCACGUGCAGAAGCUCAACGAGUCCGUGGACGUGGACGGUAUUUUGGUGCAAUUGCCUUUACCUGCCCACAUCGACGAGGCCAAGGUCACAUCCGCAGUGUUGCCUGAUAAGGACGUCGACGGCUUCGGACCCUUCAACGUGGGCGAGUUGUCCAAAAAGAACGGUGAACCAACCUUCUUGCCGUGUACUCCAAAGGGGAUCAUGGAAUUGUUGGCGAGAUACAACGUCCAAAUCGACGGUGCUAACGCCGUUGUCUUGGGAAGAUCCGACAUUGUGGGUAAGCCAGUUGCCAGCUUGUUGACCAAGGCCAAUGCCACCGUCACCACUCUUCACUCCAAGACCCCCCAGGCCCAACUUGAGUUGUUCUUGAGCCAAGCCGACAUCGUGGUGGCUGCCAUUGGCCAGCCAGCCUUUGUCAAGGGCGAAUGGUUGAAAGAAGGCUCCGUCGUGAUUGACGUGGGUACCAACUUUGUCGACGAUGCCACCAAGAAGAGCGGCUCCAGAAUGGUUGGUGAUAUCGACUUCGAAUCUGCUAGCACUAAGGCCGCAUUAAUCACCCCAGUCCCAGGUGGUGUGGGUCCUAUGACCGUCGCCAGCUUAUUGGAAAACGUGGUCAUUGCCGCAAAGAAGCACCACGUCAAGAACAACGCUACCCCAAAGUUCACCAACCCUUUGAAAUUGAACUUGGUCAAGCCAGUCCCAUCCGAUUUCGAAAUCUCCAGAGCCCAACAACCAAAAAAGAUCGAUCAAGUCGCUUAUGAAUCUGGUAUUUUAGACAGUGAAUUAGAAUUGUUUGGUUCGUACAAGGCCAAGGUUGGUUUGCAUCUUUUGGAAAGAUUGAAGAACAAGAAGAACGGUAAGUACGUCUUGGUCACCGGUAUCACACCUACUCCUUUGGGUGAAGGUAAGUCCACCACCACUGUUGGAUUGGCCCAAGCUUUGGGUGCCCAUUUGAACAAGAACGUCUUCGCCAACGUCAGACAGCCUUCUAUGGGUCCAACCUUCGGUAUCAAGGGUGGUGCUGCCGGUGGUGGUUACUCCCAAGUUAUCCCUAUGGACGAAUUCAACAUGCACGUUACUGGUGAUAUUCAUGCCAUCACCAUGGCCAACAACUUGUUGGCUGCUGCCAUCGACACCAGAAUGUUCCACGAAAGCACCCAAAAGGACGGUCCUUUGUACAAGAGAUUGGUUCCAGCCAAGAAGGGAACCAGAAGCUUCUCCCCAUCCAUGUUGAGAAGAUUGGCCAAGUUGGGAAUCAACAAGACCGAUCCAGAUAGCUUGACCCCAGAAGAAAUUACUCAAUUCGCCAGAUUGGACAUUGAUCCAGAAACCAUCACCUGGAGAAGAGUUGUGGACUGUAACGACAGAUUCUUGAGAGGUAUCACUGUUGGUGAAGCUGCCACCGAGAAGGGAUUCACCAGAAAGACCGGUUUCGACAUCACUGUUGCUUCCGAGUGUAUGGCCAUCUUAGCCUUGGCCAACUCCUUGGAAGACAUGAGAGAAAGAUUGGGUAACAUGGUCAUUGCUUCUUCAAAGGCCGGUGUUCCAAUCACUGCCGAAGACAUUGGUUGUGCUGGUGCCUUGACUGCUUUAUUGAAGGACGCCAUCAAGCCUAACAUCAUGCAAACCUUAGAGGGUACUCCAGUGUUUGUUCACGCUGGUCCAUUUGCCAACAUCUCCAUUGGUGCCUCCUCCAUUUUGGCCGAUAAGAUGGCAUUGAAGUUGGCAGGUACUUCUCCUGACUUGUCUGAAGAAGAAAGAAAGGAGCAAGAGGGAUACGUCGUGACCGAAGCCGGUUUCGAUUUUACCAUGGGUGGUGAAAGAUUCAUCAACAUUAAGUGUCGUUCCUCGGGCUUGGUUCCUGAUGUGAUUGUCAUUGUUGCCACUGUGCGUGCAUUGAAGGUCCACGGUGGUGGUGCCGAAGUCAAGGCCGGUGCACCAUUGGCCGCAGAAUACACUCAAGAGAACGUCGAGUUCUUGCGUGCUGGCUGUGCCAACUUGGCCAAACACAUUUCUAACGCCAAGUCAUACGGUUUGCCCGUUGUUGUGGCCAUCAACAAGAUGUCUUCCGAUACCGAUAGAGAGCACGACGUCAUCAGAGAAGAGGCAUUGAAGGCCGGUGCUGCUGAUGCCAUUGUUUCCAACCAUUGGGAAGAAGGUGGUUUGGGUGCGGUUGACUUGGCCAGAGGAGUCAUUGAAGCCGCCAACUCCGACGAUAAGCACUUCAAGUUCUUGUACGACACUGCCCCAUCUGUGGAGGAGAAGAUUGCCACCAUUGCUAGAGAGAUGUACGGUGCUGGCGAGGUUGAAUUUUCUCCAGAGGCCCAAAAGAAGAUCGACACAUACACCAAGCAGGGUUUCGGCAACUUGCCUAUCUGUAUUGCCAAGACCCAGUACUCGUUGUCGCAUGAUGCUGCACUCAAGGGUGUUCCAACCGGAUUCAAGUUCCCUAUCAGAGACGUGCGGGCGUCGAUCGGAGCCGGCUACUUGUACGCGUUGGCCGCCGAGAUCCAGACCAUUCCUGGCUUGCCUACCCACUGUGGUUUCAUGAACGUGGAGGUCAACAAGGACGGUGAAAUCGACGGUUUAUUCUGAUUCGUUUAAAAAGUUCAACACUAAUGAUUCACGAUAUUUCUUCUCAGUAUUUAGUUCAACCGUAAUUUACAUUUUGCAA